Molecule: messenger RNA, 1127 nt
Organism: Paecilomyces variotii
Lineage: Eukaryota; Fungi; Ascomycota; Eurotiomycetes; Eurotiales; Thermoascaceae
Product: ribosomal protein L17
Exons: 2
Coding region: 221-811 (196 amino acids)
Biological process (GO): translation
Cellular component (GO): mitochondrial large ribosomal subunit; ribosome
Molecular function (GO): structural constituent of ribosome
Source: RefSeq, a predicted model, not a curated record
AAAGGAGUCCAAGAACAAUUCAGCCUUCUUCUCAACGCGAACAAGACCGUUCUUCUUCCGGCUCCGCCAUCGAGGGGUCAAUUGUUCACUUCUAUUCCCUUGCUGCGGAACCGUCGUGCUUCCAGCCAGCGCGAUUCGACCUUGCUCUCACCCCAGGAACCCGUUUUUACCGAUACUCCCAUCCUUUAAUCCUCCUCCAACCAGAACAUAGUCAUUCAAGAUGGCGGGCGGUGCGACCAAAUAUCGUCAUCUUAGCCGGAAGUCAUCGCACAGGCAGGCCUUGCUGCGCAACCUGGUCACGUCACUGUUUCAGCACGAAUCCAUCACGACAACAUGGCCGAAGGCGAAGGAAGCACAGCGACUUGCUGAGAAGCUGAUCACAUUGGGCAAGAAGAAUACGGAAUCAAGCAGGAGACGGGCAUUGCAGAUCUUUUAUACCCCCCAUGAGCUUCUCCCCAAACUCUUCGGACCUCUCCGUGAACGCUACGCCGACCGACCCGGUGGAUACACGCGCGUUCUCCGCGUUGAGCCCAAGAAGGAUGACCAGGCCCCCAGUGCGAUCCUCGAGCUAGUAGACGGCCCCAAGGACAUUCGAUUCGCCAUGACCGCGAAGACGGUGGCGCGCCAGCGAUCGCAAGGUUUCGAGACCCUGAACGAAUUGACGGCUCUCAACGUGAAGAAGGUGACGCAGUUCCGAAAGAAUGGUAUAGAUGAGCUCGAAGAUGCCAUUAAGCGGAUGGAGCGAAUGGAACUAAAGGAGAAAAAGGAAGCUGCGUCGCCUAAGAAGUCGGAGGCGGAAGCAAAGGAGUAAGCUGAAACCUAUAUCAGGCCUCGGGGCCCUUUGGUGCUUUUCCCUUGCUUCUUUCUCUGCCUGUUGAAUCCGUCCGUCUGGGGUGGACUGCGAAUUCUUCAGCCCUGUGUAUAUCUAUCGAGUGGCUUAUCGGUUUAUGAACUCCUGUGCUACCUUUUUUUUCCCUCUCGGCGUGUCUCAGCCAUGUUCUAUCUGGGUCAGCAUCUUCGCGGCUCUUUGUUUUCCUAGCCAGCUUCUUGUGAGAUAAACAUGUAUCAAAUGAUCAAAGAUGACUUUGGAACCGAUCCGAUGAUCUCUACGGUAUUCUUAUCUCCGU